Molecule: messenger RNA, 42602 nt
Organism: Podarcis lilfordi (Lilford's wall lizard)
Lineage: Eukaryota; Metazoa; Chordata; Lepidosauria; Squamata; Lacertidae
Source: the annotation of a GenBank genome assembly
CCCCGAUGUCCCGGGGUGGGUGCGGGUGCUGUAGCUGCCGUCAGCUGUCGCUCGCUCCCUUCUCUGCCUCGCUGCUGCUUCUCCCUCCCGCGCUCCGCCCUCUCCGUCUGAAGAUCACACCCACAGCCCGUUUGCCAGCGGCGGACGGAGACCGGGCUCCCCCCCUCCGCUCUCUCUUCCUCUCCCCGCUUCGAUGUCUGUAACUUUCUCGCUCUGCACCAACUUCCUCCCGGCCAGGUUUCCGCGGGCUGCGAGCCAGGCGUUCAGACGGCAACGGCAGCAGCAGCAGGAGAAAGAGGCAGGCUCGCUGCAGGCUGCUGUGCUCGCCCCGUCGGGGCUCGGGGUCAGGAGGAGACGCAGCAGCAGCAGCGGGUGAUGGGGGCCGAGCGGAGGGGCGCCGGUGGGGUGUGAAGAAGGCGGCAGCGACCCACAGCUCUUCUCCGGGGCGGCAGCAGCGAGGCGACAGCCGCGGAAACCGACGGGGCGGCCAUGAGUUCGGUGUGGAAGCGGCUCCAGCGCGUCGGCAAGCGGGCGGCCAAAUUCCACUUCGUGGCCUGUUACCAGGAGCUGGUGGUGGAGUGCACCAAGAAAUGGUGAGGCUGGGUGGGGCAGCGGGGCCGUGGGGUGGGGGAGAGGGAGAGACGGUGACUCAGGGUCUUGUGAGUACACGAGGAGGGUUUUUUUUGGGGGGGGUCUGGACCCAGGAAGUGGAGAAAGGGGCGGGGAAUGCACGAGCAGUGGUGAAGGGGCGGGGUAGGGUUUCACAACUGCCUUUUAAGGUAGGCCGGUGUUGCUAAUAAACCCAAGGGAUAUAAUAUAUUAUCAUCUAGAAUCGUAGAGUUGUUAGGGACCACGAGGGUCAUCUAGUCCAACCCCUUGCAAUGCAGGAAUCUUUUGACCAUCUUUGGGCUCGAACCAACAACCCUGAGAUUGAGUCUCAUGAUCUACCAACCGCAUUCUAUUCUAUUCUAUUUCAUACUUUGUACGCACAAGAAUACGCUAAAGCCUUCGAAUUAUAUCUUGGUAUAAUUUUUUACAACGGCCCUGUGUUCAUAAACCUGUAUUGUAGGUGCAAAAGGUUGCGAGGGGAGGGACAGUUUGGGGGAAGGGCUCCUUCAGGUGAGGGGCAGUGGCAUGCUUUGCGUUUUAAAAUGUCCCAGGCUGAACCUCGACAUUGCUAGGCAGGGCUGCAAAAGAGAGUUGUCCAACACCCUGGAGAGCUGCUGCCAGUCAGUGUGGACAAUACUGAGCCAAAUGGACCAAUAUCCUGUCUUGGUACUAUAAGGCAUUUCCCCAGGUCCCUGUUUAAUUCUGCAUUUUCUUCACAACCAUGAGAACUAGAAGCUUACUUUAUCUUUUAUGGGAAGGACCAUAGCUCAGUGGUAGAGCAAUGCUUGUUGUCUUUGUCUUGCUUAGUAACCUUGUACUGUAGUUCAUUGCUUCUUAAUUCAUAUUGUUUAUAUUAUCGCUUGAUAGCACUGUAUUUUUACGGUUGUACACUCCUCUGGUUUAGAAAAAAAUUAAAAUAAAUAAGAUCGUAGGACUGACUGCAAUCAUUUCCUGGUAAGGCUGGGAAAUGUCUUCAGACCAGGAGAGCCAAAGGCCUUAAUGGUAUCAUUAGACUCAUCUAACUCUGCACUGGGAUAAUGAAAGUUGAAGUCCAAUAACGUGGGGGGGGCAAAGUUUCCCAUCUCUGGUUCAGGCCUGACUCUGCAUUAAGGCAGUUUCCUGUGUCGCUUUUGCGUGCCUAAGGAGAUACCUAGGCUUUUCAUGGCAAUGAUGAGAUUUGCACCAGGGGCCGCCGGUUCCUGUGCAGGCCUUUUUAACCAGUUUGCAUUUCACAAGUUGUGUUCUAGGUUACGGGUAGAAGCUUGUGCACCAGGAAGUGGUAAAUGGAGGUGAAAGGGAAUAAUGUUUUUAUUGAUUUAACCCAUUUACGAUGUUGCUAGUUUCCAAGUAGUUCAGAGUGGUUUGUGACAUAAAAAACAACAACUCUGUGCAAUCAUGAAAACAACAGGAGAGGCAAUUUUUUAAAAAAUUGCAUUUAAAAGCAAUCUACGUACUGAAUAAGCCCAGAAAAUGACCCAGGUUGGACAAAUGCCUGUUAGAAGUGAAAGAUGAUAAUAAUAAUAAAAAGAAGUGAAAGAUGAUUCUAUGUUGAAACCCAUCUGGAAAAGGUCUAGCGAAUUCUGCCACAAUUACAGAGCAAUCAAGGGUGGAAAACCUGCAGGACACAGGUGGCCCAUGCAGGGGGGGGGGAUAUCCUCAUCCCCCCCGAUGUAACAAUUAGGUUUUCUAUGUUUCAAUUUUUACUCCAUUAGCUGCCUUGAUUAAACACCGUUUAGUGGAACAUUGAGAUGUGAAUUUAACAAAGGAAGCAAAUAAAUAAUAACAUGCAUGGCGUUUAGGCCUCUGUCGAUGGGUGGGCUUUGCAAAACUUUCAGCUCUGGCACGUGGAAUCGAACUCGGAAGCAAAUGGGUAAACAAUGCAACUGGUGCUAUGCAGAGCAGACCGAAAUCUGUUUUUUGUCACACAGUAGCUGUAACAGGAAGACGGGGAGCUGCGCUCUGCGCCCGUUGAUGCUUCUGCGCUGUCUUCAAGGGCAGACCCACGCAGAGCAUGUACUGAGGCAAUCCAGCUUGGAAAUUGCAGCGACCAUGGUAUCUUGGCAUGUUGGGGGUAGAAUGAGGAUGGUUGGGUGGCCACGAUGCUAGGAGUAAUGGUGAACUGGAAAAACGGGAAAAGAGGGGAUUGCAAGGGGCCUCAGGCUCCAGGCCCACCUCCUCCUCUCUGGCCACCCACCCCCUGAGUGCUUUUGACUGGCAUGAGUAAUUACAGUGGUACCUUGGUUCUCAAAUGCCUUGGUACUCAACUUGGAACCCAAACACUGUAAACCCGGAAGUAAGUGUUCUGGUUUGCGAACUGUUUUCGGAAGCCGAAUGUGCUCCGUUUUGACUGCCACACUUCUGUUUUGAGUGUUACACUGAGGUCUGUCUGUUUUUGCUAUUUAUUUUGCGUUUUUGUGGCUCUUUUUGUUUUGUUUUCGUGACUGUGUGGAACCCAGUUCAACUACUGAUUGAUUGAUUGGGUUACUGCAGUACGUUAUUUAUUGCUUUCAUUUUAUGGACCAAUGGUCUUGUUAGAUAGUAAAAUUCAUGUUGAAUUUUAGGGGUUGUUUUUAAAAGUGUGGAAUGGAUUAAUCCGUUUUGCAUUACUUUCUGUGGGAAAGCGUGCCUUAGUUUUGGAACGCUUUGGUUUUGGAACAGACUUCCAGAACAGAUUAAGUUUGAGAACCAAGGUACCACUGUAUAUAACAUUUAGGGAACAUCUGAAGGCAGCUCUGUAUAGGGAAGCUUUUUAAGGUUGAAUGUUUUAUCAUGUUUUUAUAUAUGCUGCUAGCUGCACAGAGUCCCUGGGGCAACCCAGUCAGAUGGGUGGGGUAUAAAUAAUAAAAAUUAUUAUUAUUAUUAUUGCCAGAAUAGGUGUGUGUGGAAACCAGCCUUGUUGCACAAAAGUAAACAUUAACAUUCAUUACUCUGCCCACUUUUGUUUCCAGUUCCGCCAAGUAAUUGCAUGCAGCCCCCAGGAAGGUGCCCAGAAGGGAAAAAGGACCUCUGCCCCUGUUGUAAACUGUACAAGGGGCUAUGUAAAGGGUUACAGGGAGGGGGGGCUUGGUCCAAAUGCAAGAGGGCAGGUUAGAGAUGGUGUCACUGGAGGAGUUCCUUUCUGAUCCCCCUGUCCCCCAAACUCCAAAGUUGGGGAGGGUGGAAGCGCAACUCCCUUGAACUCUAGGAAAAUCUGGUGUCAGGGCUGGUUCAGCUGCAGAUCAGACUCAGAGACGAGCAGUAAAGUUGAUUCACUCUGUUGGGGAGGGCUCCCCCCCCCCACUCUCUGAGCUCUCUGCAAAGCCCUCUGUGCCCAUGGAGACAAGGGAGGAAUGGAGCUGAAUACAGGCUCCUGUAAAUCUGCUGCAGCCUCAGCCCCUACCUCCUCCUCAGCUGCCUAUCCUGUGUCUGCAGCGCUUUCUUACUCUUCUUCCUCUCUCUCACUCAAGCCUGCUGCUUGUUGAGCAUCCAACCAUUCUGCCUCCCCUCCGUCCUCUGACCUGUCUUCCGUGUCCUACCACCACUCCCCUGGCUCUGAGCCUUCCUCUUCUGAGGCUUCCCUAGGGGGUUCUCCUGCCGGAGCCUCCCACCACUGUUCCUUGUCCAAUCAGUCCCUGACAUCUGGUGGUCUUUCUAGGAGGUCGGUCAUCUCAACUGGGUUCCUGCUUUGCCAGUCUUGUAAAGGAGUGAGCCUGAAUGGAUGGGUGAUUCCUGCAGUAGGAAAGCAGCCUCUUCUCUUGGGCAGCAGGUUACUGUGCCAUGCCAAGGACACCAGGGACAGCCAUAGACACGAGACACUGACAUUGCUACCCUGAAAGUUUCUUUGCAGUGGUCAGGAAGGGAAAACAGAACUGAGCCUGACCUCCUUGCUUACUUGCCUGAAGCUGAUUCUUUCUCUCCACUUCACAAGGUGCUGUCUGUGCCAUCCGACUGGAUAGGGCCGUCUGUCUUCCAGGUUAACUGAUGUCACUUGCAAAAUUCCUGUCUUGAGACUCGUGCCUGUCAUUGCAGAUGUUUUUGGGUUAGACGAAUCCCGGGCCUGACUUGGGAUAAGGCAGCUUCCUCUAUGCUGAGCCAUGAGGAACUAGUGGCUGAGUUUGCAUUUCCUCCUCCUCCCUCCCAGUCCCUUUUUCCUCUUGUGUUGCGUCUUUUAGAUUAUAAGCUUCAGAAAGAGCAUACAGUGGUACCUCGGGUUACAAACACCUUGGGUUACAAACACUUCAGGUUACAGACUCUGCUAACCCGGAAGUAGUACCUUGGGUUAAGAACUUUACCUCAGGAUGAGAAAAGAAUUCGCGUGCUGGCGGUGCGGCGGCAGAGUGAUGCCCCAUUAGCUAAAGUGGUACCUCAGGUUAAGAACUGUUUCAGCUUAAGAACGUACCUCUGGAACGAAUUAAGUUCGUAACCAGAGGUACCACUGUAUCUUAUUACUACUGGUCUUUGUAAACUUCUCUGGAAGCCUUCUUAAACUGAAGAGCAGGGUAAAAAUGCUUUAAAGAAUAAAGAAACGGUUAUUAUUUUCAAUCAGUGCUUUGUUGAGAACUAGAGGGCUGGAAUCUUGCUUUAGAUUCAGGGUGAUAAGCAAAAGUCAGCAGCACAGCAUCUGCCUAUGCUUGCAAAAAGGACCCAGGUUAUAGUUCAGCUGGUAGAGCACGAGACUCUUAAUCUCAGGAUUCGGGGUUAGAACAUUGGGCAAAAGAUUUCUGCAUUGGAGGGGGUUGGAUUAGAUGAUCCUUGUGGUUCCUUCCAACUCUACAAUUCUAUGAUUCUAGCAGAUGAGUUAAGUAAGUAGUGGGGAAAUCUUCCUUGUCUCUGGACAACUGUCAUCAGUCACAGAAGGAUGGACCAGUAGAUGCACUUGGUAGAAGAUAACUUCCUAAGCGCUCAACGAGCACAGACAGUGGAGCAGCAUGAACACUCAGGGAAGAUGCUGUUUCUCACUUGCUGAGCUGUGGGCUUUCUGGUUCCUUGGCUGGCCAGAGAGGCACCAGUUUGGGGUGCAGCUAGCAUCUCCCCAAGAAAAGUCAUCUGCUGGUGAUAUCUGUUCAAGCUUCAGGGACUUGAAAGAAUCAGGACGGGCCUCUCAAACCUACCUAGGAUGCUGAUCUUAGAUGAGAAUGCACUUUGCACAUGCUCUGAGUCACUUCUUCCUCCUCUUUUGCUUUGCAAGUUCCUGGUUUGAGUCCUGACAUGUAUGAUGUGCUGGAGGUUUGCAUUCAGAAAAGUGGAAGAAAGAGGAAGAAGAUUAGGGCAGAAGGGGCAAGAUCUGGUGUUCUGUGCUGAAAUACACUAGUUUGUGCUGGCAGGGGCUGAUGGGAGUUGUAGUCCUAAACAUCUGGAUGGUACCAGGUGGGAGAAGGCUGACUUGAUAUAGUUACUUUUUCUUUUUUAAAGUGGUGGGGAGGGGAGAUGCUGGAGGUCAGGCCUACCCCUCAUGUCUAGCCCCCCUGCCCCCUCCCUGCAACAAACUCCACUGGGAGACGAGCCAGUUGCCAGACUUUGGGAGUUCGAGACAGACUGAUACGGUGGAGGAGCAGGCGAAAAAGGACACACACCCCUCCCCUCAUUCUGACAUGGCAAAGGCCUUAUAAGGGACUCGGGAAAUGAUAAAUAUUUAGUCAUUGCAGAGCUAAAAAUGGAAAAGGGAGGGCUGAAACUUCAGGGUGUGUGUGUGUUAGGAUAACAGGAACGCUGCAAAAAAUGGAAACAGGAGGGAGGGAAGGUGGGUUGUCUCAGAUGGGAAGAGCAGGGACCCAGCUGAGUGGGAGUGUGGAGUCUGUCCUCCCCUUGGGGGUAAUCUGACUUCAGAGCUCUUGGAUUCCUCGGAUCUCAAGUUAUUUCCAGUACUUUUGCUGGUCCUCAGCCACACCCUCAUUCCCAUGACUUGACUAGAUUUUUUGGGGGGGGGGACCUUUCGGCCACUCAGAACUUGGCUCAAACCCCAGUACUUUUCUUUCUCUUUCUCUUUUUAAAGCCUUGACUUAAGACUGUUUACCUUCAAUUUCACUAAUGGUGCCAAACUAGGCACUCAGCACAUGUACAGGAACACAUUUUAUUGCAACCGGCCUGAGAUGCUGUGUUGAUUUUGGGGGGCCAUCCUUGGCUCUGAAUCAUAGAAUUUGUAGAGUUGGGAGGGAGGACCAGGGUCAUCUAGUCUAACCCCCUGCAAUGCAGGGAUGUUUUGCCCAACGUGGGGCUCAAACCCAUGGACCUGAGAUGGAGAGUCUCAUGCUCUAGCUAUCUCCAGAGCUCACAGGACCAAGCUCCUAGAACAGGGGCAGGAAACCUGCAUCCCUUCAGAUGUUGGAUUCCCAUCUCCCCGCUUCUGCAGUCGCCUUGGCCAAAUCAGGGAUGAUGGGAGUUGUAGUCCAGUGUCUGAAGAACACUAGGAUAUGGAAGGUCAAGAAGAGUUUAUUAGGAGAGUUGGGGUGAGGAAACGAGGCAAAGCAUCCACCUGCCACCCUGAAACAUUACAGAAACGAUUUAAAUAUAAUUGUAAUUAUCUGAUGUUGGCAUUACAAAAGGAUACAGGUUUACACCCCAGUCAAAGCAGCAGUGCAGGCUGGGGUCAAUGGGAAUUGUAGCCCGAAGCAGCACCCAAUAGGGGAAUAGUCUGCUCAAGACCCUGUUUUCCAGCACCAGAGCCAAACACAGCUGAAAAUGGAAAAAUAAAUAUUGAAGAACAAGGGUACCUCUGGGCAUGCCAAGAGUUUUUGUUUGUUCUGUUGCUUCCUCCUACAUGGUGUAGGACGCAGGUGGUGCUGUAGUCUAAACCACUGAGCCUCUUGGGCUUGCCAAUCAGAAGGUCGGCGGUUCAAAUCCCUGCAACGUGGUGAGCUCCCGUUGCUCUGUCCCAGCUCCUGCCAACCUUGCAGUUUAAAAGCAUGCUAGUGCAAGUAGAUAAAUAGGUACCACUGCUGCGGGAAGGUAAAUUGUGUUUCCUUGUGCUCUGGCUUCCAUCAUGGUGUUUCGUUGUGCCAGAAGUGGUUUAGUCAUGCUGGCCACAUGACCUGGAAAGCUGUCUGUGGACAAACACCGGCUCUCUUGGCCUGAAGGCAGCGAGAUGAGCACUGCAACCCCAUAGUCACCUUUGACUGUCCAGGGGUCCUUGACCUUUACCUUACCUACACAGUGUAGCCUUAGUUGGGUCCUUACACACUGGAGCCUGGGGGUCACCUUGACCUCCAGCCCCUCGUUCCGAGAUUAACCUUUGCCUUGAGGCCUCCUCUCAUGGGGGUCUUUGCCCCUCUGGCUCUCCAUUCUGGGUGAAAGUGGAGAGUCCUGCAAGGCUGUUCUGUGAUGAAGAGAAGGACGCUUGAUGGGUGUAUUGGGUUUCCUCACUGCACCCAGAUUUAACCCAGCACCUGCAGCGGAUUUAUGACUGCUAGCCCCCAGGGGCUAAAAUUAGCCUUUGGACACUAGCUCAGAAGAAUUAUAAAGGAUAUUAAGAUGAAGCUGGGCAUCACUUUCUUCAACAGAAGUGUGUGUGUUUGUGUGUGGUGCACUGUAUGUUGUGAUUGGGAAGCACAGGAGUCUGCGCUCUAAUAAAAGGGCAGGGGGAUCUGCAGCCCUCCAGAUGUUGCUGAACUUCAGCUGUCAUCAGCCCCCAGCCUGCAUGGCCCAUGGUCAGGGGGUUAUAAGAGCUGGGCUCCUGAAACAUCUGGAAGGCCACAAGUCCCCCACUCCCUGGUAUAGUAGGCAGUGUUAGAAAUUAGCCAGGUGCUAAGCGCGUUUUUGACUGGUGCGGGUCCAACUGCGACCAUGUGGAAAUCUGUCGAUGCCAUGUUGGCAACUGGGGGAAAGCAAAAUGUACGGUAACUAAGAGGAUCUGAAAUAUUUUCCUUGAAGCUUGGAUUUGCUUUAUUCUGAAUUGUCUUAUUUGAUGUUUUAGUGUGUUGUAAACUGCUUUGAGAUGUGUUCUUUAAAAUAUAAAGUGUUAUAGAAAUGCAAUGAAAAAUAACAGAAGGAGGCAUCUGGGGAACAUUUAGGGUACUAGCCUAGUCCCCUUAGUCCAAUAAUUGCACACCACUGCUCAGAACAUGCCUCAGGAUCUUCACGUGUUCUUCCUGGCAAAGAGGGAGCCAGGACACCUGGGUCCUUUUCAGAACCAGGGAAGGCUGUUGGGUUACAUCCGGUUUGAUCCUAAACUUCAGGCGGGGAGAGAUGCUUUAUCUGAGGGUGUGUGUGCUAAAGACUCCUGGUUCGAUUUGAGAAAUGAAGGAUCAGGCCUGAAGGGCAGCAGUGGGGCUGGUCUCUUUUGACACCCGUGUUGGCUGGGUGCGACCUGGCCCAGCUCCGAGGAGGAUCAGAGCCGCGCCCGGUGAAGUCUGGGAAGGGGAAGAUAAAGCUUCCCACCGAAAUAACCUCUGUGCUGCUGAGCCAGAGUUCAAGUUACUGCCUGGCCCCAGAGCUUCUUGGUUUCAAAAGCCCACUCCGGAAAGGAAAAUGAGGAAGUCUUCCUUUCCGCUGCCCCACAGAAGCCACGGGUUCCCUUCCACAUGCCAGCAAAGAAGUCAUUUUCUGCCGAGGCUCAGCUCAAGAAGCUGGUGUGGUCCUUGAAGCUUGUGCACCUGACAAAGUGGGCUUCAGCCCACAAAAGCUUAUGCCAAAUUUGGUCAACUCCAUCCCAGGUUGGCAAAGGCUGACAUAUGCCCAACUGAAGGCUUUAUUAGCUUUUAUAAGAUGCUGUUUUUGCUGCAAGAGACUAACCCUCUGUUGAAUUUGAAGGCCUGGGGAUGGCUAGAACAGCCCUCCUAAGCCUUCACUGGUGCUCACGGCUCAGGGCAUUAUAACCUUAAACUCUCUCCUGGUUUUUCAAUUGUGUUUUCUUCCUGUAUAUUUUCAUGUUUCGAUAUGCCUUUUAGUAUUGUUGCAGGCUGCCUCGAGACUUGGAAGUGGGGAGGCAACAUUGAAAUGUUUAAAAUAAAUAAAUGGUGGGAUAUAAAGUGGCAGUUAAGGCCUCAGCCCGUAUGGAGACAUAGGCCGCAAUCAAACCAUACGUUUAAAGCAGUGUGGAGCCACUUUAAACAGUCAUGGCUUCUCCCAAAUAAUUAUUGGAGUUGUGGUUUGUUACAGUGCUGGGAAUUGUCAGGAGACCCCUAUUUCCCCUCACAGGGUUAUAAUUCAUAGUUCCCUGUGAAGAAUGAUUGUUUGGGGGAAGCUACAACUGUUUAAAGUGGUAUCAUAUUGCUUUAAAUGUAAGAUGUGGAUGCAGCCUUACAUUGGAACAAGUCCCACACCCUCCCAAGUGUCCCUAUUUUCCAGGGACAUUUCCGGAUUUAUAGAAACCAUCCCGGUUUCUGAUUUGGUCCUGGAAUGUCCCACUUUUCCUUAGGAUGUCCCUAUUUUCAUUAGAGAAAUGUUGGUGGGUAUGCGACCCCCAAGCCAAGGAGAUACACACUUUAGGAGACAUCUGGAGGCAGCCUUGUAUAGAGAACUGUUUUAAAUGUUUAAUGUUUUAUUAGAUUUUGAUAUAUAGUGGUACCUCGGUUUUCAAACGUAAUCUGUUCCAGAAGGCUGUUCAGCUUCCGAAACGUUUGAAAACCAAGGCACAAGGGGAGAAUUUCAAUUUCAAUGGAGAAAAUAGAAAAACACACAGCGGAAGCCGUUCAACUUCCAAGGUGCAUUCGAAAACGGAAGCAUUUACUUCCGGGUUUUCGGCAUUCAAAAACUGAAACGCUCUGAGACGCUCAAGAACCGAGGUACCACUGUAUAUUGGAAGCCACCCUGAGUGGCUGGGGCAACACAGUCAAAUGGGCAGAGUAUAAAUAAUAAAACAACCACCACCACCACCACCACAAGUUGUUGUUGUUGUUGUAUAGGAUGUCCCUAUUUUUAUCAGAUAAAUGUUGGAGGGUAUGAAGUCCCAGUGAACUCUGAGGAAUUUGCACAGGACUUUGUACUUUGAAUGCUAAUAAAAAAUAUUUUAGAUUCAGGUAGGUAGCCAUGUUGGUCUGACGCAGUCGAAAUAAAUAAAAAAUUGUCCAGUAGCACCUUAGAGAUCAACUACGGUAACAGGGUUUUUUUAUUUACUCAUUGCAUUUAUAUGCCGCCUUUCUGCCGAGGCACCCAUUAAAAAGUACUAACACACACUUGACCACUUCAGUCAACGGACCUGGCAUGGCUACAGAUGCCACAUAGUACCCCUUGUGCAUUUGUAAGUACUCAAUCUUUUAGUGUGGCAGCACCUAACUUGGGAACUCCUUGCCUGUUGGUAUUAGGCAAGCGCCUUCACUGUACUCUUUUCAGCACCUGCUGAAAACAUUUUUGUUCAGAUAAGCCUACCCGGAUAUUUAGAAAGUUUAUGCAAGUCUUAAUCUGUUUUUCGUUUAUUAUUAUUAGGAGGGAAAUAGCGUGGUGGCAAAAUCAGAAGCUGGGCAUUGCUUGUAACAGAACUGAGGAGUAACACCACUGCCCCACACCCCAUACUGGGAAUGCAAUAGCAGCAGUGGUGGGCUAUUAAGCAGAAGAGAUGACAAUGUACCAAGUCAUCCCCUAAUACCACUAGUACACUCCAUAGCUUCCCUUUUCUUCUGAAACCAACUUGGGGAAGAGACCAUCCAAAGAGUUUCUUCUUCAGAAUGGCAUGCAAGAGCAACUUUCCCAGAAGUCAAAUUUGAACUGGAAUGGGGGGGGGGGCACUUGCCACCACUGAAACAGAGUCCAAGAGUAGUAGCAUCAAAUUUUUUUUAAAAAAAACUGUCCAGUAGCACCUUAGAGACCAACUAAGUUUGUUCUGGGUAUAAGCUUUCGUGUGCAUGCGCACGUAUCUGAAGAAGUGUGCAUGUACACAGAAGCUUAUACCCAGAACAAACUUACCGUAAUUCAAUUUGUUUUAGAUGCAGUGCUUUUCCCCCUCAAAAAAUGUUUAGGGGUACUUUCAUUUUCCUACCCAUAUUGUAAUACUGCCCUUCAAUGAGGCCAAACUUAGAUUCACAAAAUGUUUAGAGGUAUGCGUACCCCUCCCCCCUGAAAAAAGCACUGUUUAGAUGUGUUUAGCAGUUUUUAGAUCUUUUAAAUAAGUUGUUGUUGUUGUUGUUGUUGUUGUUUUAUUUGUACCCCACCUAUCUGACUGGGUUGCCCCAGCCAGACAGGGAUAUAUAAAAGUAAUCAAGGCGCAUCUGUAGAGCCAGAGGUUCCCCAUCUCUGCCUUAGGCCUAAGAACAGGUAGAGGUACGUGGCCUAUACAGUACAUCUCUAUGGAUUCUAGUACGUUUGCCUCUUUGUUCUUGUUUCUGAAUUGUCUUCUCUCCCAAUGCCAGGCAGCCCGACAAGCUGGUUGUGGUCUGGACCCGAAGGAACCGGAGGAUCUGCUCCAAGGUGUGUUGACUUUCUCAACUACAGCGGGGUUUGGCCUCCGCCUUCCCCAACCUGGGACCCUCCUGCAGCUGACCGGGGUGGAUGGAAGCUGUAUAGAUCAAAACAUCUGGCAAGCCCAAGGUUGGGGAAGGCUGCCUUAAGGUGCGGGGUCCAAAUCCCAGCAGAAGCUGCACCUCUGGACGCACCAGUUGAUGUCUUAGCUUGUUCUUAUCUGCUUUUCCACCUGCAGGCUCAUGGCUGGCAGCCAGGGAUCAAGAACCCCUAUAGGGGUACUGUGGUGUGGAUGGUACCUGAAAAUGUGGACAUCAUGGUGACGCUUUAUCGGGUAUGGCAGCCACAGUGCUGGGAGUCUGUUGUGGGCUCUAUGACUGACACAAGGAAGGCCUUAGGAGGAGGAAGAUUUCUGCCGCAUCCACAUCACACAUUUAAAAUGCUAUGAUACCAUUUUAAACAGUCAUGGCUUCCCCCAAAUAAAUUAUGGAAGCUUUAGUGUGUUAAGGGUGCUGAUUAUUGCUAGAGGACCCCUUAUUCCCCUCACAAAGCUAUAAUUAUCAAUCCUUCUUUACAUGGAACUCUGGGUAUUGUAACUCUGGGAAGAGGGUAGGGGUCUUCUAACAACUCUCAAAUCACUUAACAAGCUACCAGAAUUCUCUGGGGAAAGCUAUUUACUGUUUAAACUGGUGUCAUAGUGCUUUUGUUUUCCAUCAGUGUGGCCUUCGAUAAUGCAUUUUGCAAAAGAAAGAGGGUCGUGCGAUUGUACAUAGACUAUAGUCUACUGUACAAAGUUAAUAUUUACGUUUGUUUUUCUGCCUAUUUUCCCACUGGCCCUGCCCACUGCUGGCAUGUCCCCACUCCCCACCUCACAGAAUUUUGCCUAGACAAGAAUGUGGCCCUCGGUUCCCCACCUUGGAGAGUCCAGUCCAGAGCAGGCAAUAUUGUGCUAGAUGGAUAAACGGUAUGAUCUCCUAGAAAGAGGCUUGAUUAUCCUAGACGGAGGGUGCUUGUGAUCAGAUUGCAGCCCUAGGCACUGUAUGUUCAGACCUCCACUCCAGGUGACCUUCUUCUCAUUGCUUUUCCAGGAUCCCCAUGUAGAGGAAUAUGAAGACAAAGACUGGACCUUCGUGAUUGAAAACGUAUGUGGAAGUGAACCUGUUUCUGGGAGCCUCAAAUGUGGGCCUUGGUGGGCCUGGGAAUAGGAACUGGGAGGAGGCAGGGGUCCUUUUGUCUAAAGCUGUGGGCAUCUUUUCUUGCCAGGAGUGUCCCUUGCCCAGCAAUACAGACCUGUAUUAAUUGAGUUCUAAAAAAGCAAAAGGAUGUCCUCACCUCAGGCAGCAAUGGCAGGCCUUGUCAAUGUCCCUGAUUUUUCACUCUGGGGUUGUGGUUGUGAUGCCGUGCCAGUCUUAGUGCCUCUGGCAGCUUACAACUCCAUCAAGGAUCUGUGUGUUCCCUCUCUCCCUCCCAGCUCUGUGAUCCUGUGGCCAUUUUAAACUAUCCAACGGGCCGCCAUGUCUGAAGUGGAGCUGACUUGCAUCCUGCUGCUCCAAAGAGACUAGAACUGAAUGGGUGGAAUUUGCAGAGAAACGGCUUCCUAUGCCAGGCUGUUGGACAGCAAAGCAGGCUGCCUCAGAUGGCUCCGGGCUCUUUUUUUCUGGAGGUUUUUAGGCAGAGAAAUGUCAUACAGUGGUGCCCCGCAAGACGAAUGCCUCGCAAGACGAAAAACUCGCUAGACAAAAGAGUUUUCCGUUUUUUGAGUCGUUCCGCAAGACGAAUUUCCCUAUGGGCUUGCUUCGCAAGACGAAACGUCUUGCGAGUUCUUGCGAGUUUGUUUCCUUUUUCUUAAAGCCACUAAGCCGUUAAUAGCCGCUAAGCCGCUAAUAGCCAUGCUUCGCAAGACGAAAAAACCGCAAGACGAAGAGAUUCGCAGAACGGAUUAAUUUCGUCUUGCGAGGCACCACUGUAGUUGCAAGAUUCCUGCAUGAUCUCCAAGGCGCCUUAGAACUAUAGAACUCUAUGAUUCAACCACUGAAGGCCCCACUGUAUGAGCCAAGAAGAGAGUCAAGACAAGGAAGCAGGGAUGGGCAAUCUCAGGCCCAAGGGAAUGAGAUGUGGCCCUCCAGGCCUCUCUGUCUGGCCCUCAGAAUUCUCCUCAGGCCACGCCCCUCACACACCCCAAGUGUUCUUGCCUGGCAGGAACGUGGCCUUUAAACUGACAAAGCCUCUCACUUGCCUGGAUGGAGGGUAGAGAGAUGGGUAGGGACAUGUAGAAACUAGACUACUGCACAAAGAUAAUAUUUACAUUCAAGGCUCCUCCCACAUUUACUGAGAUGUUCCCUCCGGGAGGUUUCCCAAAAGGGAAAGCAGCCCCCAGGCUGGAAAACAUUCCCCAGUGUUAAAGGUGGAAAGGAAGUACAGUAUUUUGACUUGAUCCCAGGCAGAUGGUGGCAAUGAGGGCAAUUUUCUGAUAGCCAGAGACAUGAGAUUGUGGCUGAGUAUGAGUUCCUAAUGGCAGGGAGGAGGCAUGCAGGGAUAAGGUGUUUGAAAGCCAUGCAUUGUGGGAGGAAUAAGGGGCAAGUAGGAAAGGCGAGUUUGUGAAUAUGUGUGCAGAGAGAAUGUCAGUUGUCCUAAGCGGAAAUCAUGACUGUUAACGCCCUCACGCCAGGAAUCGAAGGGGCACCGGAAGGUCCUGGCUUCUGUGGAUGUGAACCUCAAGCGCUUUGCCAGCACCACACCGACCCAAGUGGACCUGAAGCUGAAUCUGAAGCCGCGGUCAGUGAAGGUGGUGGCCGCCACACUGCAGCUCACCCUCUCUUGCGUCUUCCUCCGGGAGGGGAAAGCCACGUGAGUGUUGCCUUUCGGGGAGAGGGCUGUGGCGGGAGGACCUCCUCCAUUUUAAAAAUGAGGCUAUCCUGGAAUCCUUUGUUGCCCUCUCUCUGGGGAAAGCACCAUAGCACUUCCUUGGCCUCCAGAAGGUCCUUGGUUCAAUGCUUGCCGUCUCCAAUUGGAAGGCUCAGGUGGAAGAAGAUGGGAAAAGACUCUUGCCUACUACAGACCCUGGAGAAUGGCUGCUAGUCAGAGCAGGCAAUAUUGGGCUAGAUUGUCUUGGCCCAAAGGUAGCUUCGCAUCAGGGCCCAUUAACUCAGGAGAUGGAGCACCUCCUCUGAAUGUUGAUAACAAUCUUUGGGUUGUAGGGGAUGGAAAAGGAAGGCAGUUAGCGAGACAGGAACUUUGGAGAGUCACCACUAGACAGAAUAACAUUUAUUUAUUUACUUAUUUUGCAUCCUGCCCUUUACCAGCAGGUCUUGGGUGGUUCACAACAUAAAACCAUGAUAUAAAAACACAAAAUCGAAUAAAUUAUUAUUUAUUAGAUUUAUAUACUGCCCCUCAUCACCCCUUAUCUCAGGGUGGUCCACAGGAUAAAAUGCAAGGUAAAAAACAAGUUAAAACAAAACUAACUAAACAACACCUCCCCCUUCCCACAAUCACAUUUAAAAGGUUGUAGAAUAUUAAUCAGCCAAGGGCCUGUUUGAAGGAACAUUUUCGCCUGGCGCCUAAAAUACAUACAAUGAGACUCCAGGUGAACCUCCCUGGGGAGGGCAUUCCACAAAUGCAGAAAAGGCCAGUUCUUGUGUUUCCACCCUCUGAGCCUCCCAUGAAGAAGGGUCUCAGAUGAUGAACGCAGAGUCCAGGGUCGGUUUAUAUGGGGAGAGGCAGUCCUUGAGGUAUUGCGGUCCUGAGCCGUUUAAGGCUUUAUAGGUCAAAACCAGCACUUGGAAUUGGUUGAAGAAAGGACUUGGCUAGAUGAAUAAACAGCUUCCUAUCUUCCUAUAGUAAGAUCUACAAUAACUGGAUUGGCAUCCAUUGUUCAGGGAGCAGGGGAGUCACUUUUGGCCAAAAAUGUCCUGGUGAGGGUGGAUGAUGGAAAAGCAGCUGCCUUCUUGUGACAUUCCUUUAACCCUUUCACCUUUGCAGGGAUGAGGACAUGCAAAGUCUGGCAAGCCUGAUGAGCGUCAAACCCUCCGAUAUCGCAAACCUGGAGGACUUCGCUGACAGCGAAGAGGAGUCAGAGGAAGCCCCGAAGAAGAGCCGCCAAGAGGAUAGUGCAAGCCAGGGGGCAUCGUCUAAAGGUGGGGGGACCCUUCUGUGCCAGAAACCUCACUUUUCUUGGGCCCAGCCCUGCAGAUCUCUUUCAUCAACGAAAGAGGGAUGCCAGCAUUUUCCCUCCAGUCUUGGAAGUCGCCCCCUCCGUCUCCACUCCUGGUUCCUGGAACCAGAGCUAAUUGUUCCUUGCUAGAGCUUGAAUUGGAGCGAGCGAGUUGCUUGGGUUUUGUCAAAGUUCACUUUAGUUAACUUGCAGGUGAGCUGAGGUCUUUUGUGGAGCUUUGGCCUGGCCCAUCAGCUCUUGGUUUUCCAAGACUCUUUGUAAAUAAUUAACUUGCUGAACCACUGAGGUCUUGCCAUAUGUUUUUACUUGGCUCUUAUCAAGCGUAGUUUGAAUUGCCAGUGCAGUUGCUUAAGAGAAAUUAAUGAAAACGAACCAAAGCAAAAGGGUGGCCAAACUCUAAACCCAAGGGUGGGGAACCCGUGGCCAGAUGUUGCUGGACACCAGCUCGUAUCAGCCCCAGCCAGCAUGACUGGUGGUCGGGGAUGAUAAAGAGUUGUCAUCCAGCAACCUUGAGGUGGGGGGCUGCUGGUUCCCACUCUCUGGUUUAGGUUUUAUUGUUUUCAUUAUGUUUUUAUUUUUCUGUGUAUUAAUCUUGCUUACUUACUGUCAGCUGCCUUGGAGACCUGAUGUCGGGUAGAAAGGCAUCAUAUAAACAAAUAAAUGUGGGAGACUAGCACUAAAACAGUAGCUUAUCGCCGAUGGCCCUGACCAUUGUCCCUGUUGGCUGGGCCUGGUGGGAACUGAAGUCACAACUUCUGGAGGACAGCAAGUUUCCCAUGGCUGGUUUAGGGUUACAUCUAUGAGCCUUGGGCUUAUGUACUUCCCCUUCGGGAGAUUGGAAUAUUUUCCUUCUCCUUCAAACUCAUCCAAGCCUCUUUACAUCUGCUCUUGGGGGAACUCUGGUUAGUCUAUGGCUAGUUCAGGAUCAAACUGUGGUUUAUGAUUCUGGCUUCUUCAUUAUCUAUAGUUUAAACUAACCAGUGUUUCCCUGACUUCAUACCUAUGUAACAGGGAACUUUGCUUAGUUUAAAAGCAGAAGUGGCCAUGCCAGAGGAGGAGAGAGGGAAGGUUGCAACCGUUGUUCAGUGGAGCCUUGUAAAAAAAGCUCAUAAAAGUUACUAGGCUGCCAUUUUUUACUAGCCUGCUAAGAAGCUACCUGCUUGCAUUUCCAUGCUCUCCCUGGAGGAGGAGAAACAUGUAAAUACAGUGAAAACCAAGCUGACUAGCAGAGGAGGGAUGGAGUGAACUAUCCAUCUUCUCCUAUCCCACUGCGUUUCCAUGCUGGUUGUGCUGGGUAUACUCUGUACUUCCUCUUCCCUCAGAAGGUCAGGAUCCAGAGGAUGAUGAGAAAGAUGCUUCUCUGCCUGAGACCCCAAGAACCGCUGCCAGUCAGAGCAGGUCAUACUGGGCUAGAUGGAGAAAAAAAAUCUCACUGGGUAUAAUGCAGGUUCUGUCCCCACUUCCUCCUAUUGGACAGCACAAUCACAGAAUUUCCCACCCCAUCAAACAUCCAUUGGCUUUCUGGACUCUCUUUGCUUUUCCUUCUCAAGAGAUACCAUGUCUUUCUUGCCUGGCUGGGAGCAUCGUUGUGCUUUUCAAAUGUCCCUUUUCCAAAUUUAAUUACUCAUGCAUGCCCUGCCCUCUUCCUAGAAUCUGCUGUAUCAUUGCUCACCUUCCCCCACAGUGCUUCUCCACCAGUGAUUUCGCAUUUGCUUCUGCCUUUAAGUCACUCUCUCUCUCUCUUUAUUCUCUGUCUGUCUGUCUGUCUGUUUCAUCCAUUCAGGAUUUCUCCAAAACGUGUUGACGGACUAUUUUGCAGGUAGGCGUAGGCAGACGCCCAAGGUUUGCUUAGCACCAUUGAACCAUCGUUUUCAUAAUCUGGCUGGAACCCAACCUCUGUGACUUUCUCCCAAUGCAUACUGGGGAACUUGUGACUCAUGCUCACAAUUGUGGCUGCUUAUUCGGAGGGUGUUGCCUGUUGUGGGUUGAUUAGCAUGCAGCAGUGAAUGAUUGUGAUUGUGUAAUGCAGGCUUCCCCAACCUGGUGCCCUUUUAGAGCAAGGCCAGCGGAUGUAUUUUAGCAUAAGAGGUGGUGUUCUAUUUUGUGUGCAUGAGAGAGAGAUUGCAAUCUAAAUCAGGGGUUGCCCACAUGGUUCCUGUGGGUGCAGUGGCGCCCUUGAGGUCAUUCCUGCUGCCCACAAAGUCUCUUGAGCCAAUUAGCAAGGCCUUUUGAAAAGUACAUACAGCUAAAGGAGGAAGUUGGAAGAGUGGCACUCUUUCCCACUUCCUCUUUCAGCUCUAUGGGCUCUUCAAGGCUCAGCUUAACUCCACAGAAUCCGGCUUUUACCCAGAUCUCUUGAAAAAGCAAAAUGUGAGCAUGUGCUCUCUCUGCUGCUCUGCCAAAGAGGAGGGUGGGGUGGGGCUUGAUGUGGGGAAUUGGGAGAGAAGUGAAUGGAGGUGACCACAGCAGUCGCUCCAAAGGCCAAAUAUGAUCAUAAUUGGUGAUCCCUCGUCCAAAUGAUGGCAGUAGUAGGAGAGGAAGGGGACAAAAUGAAGAGGUGGGCUGGAUUGCAAGGGCCAGUCCUUUGCAAGCCUGUGUUGUGGUUUCAUUUCAGUUGGGAAGGGGCUCUAAAGGAUUGAAGCUUCACAAGGCAAGAGGGAGAAAGAGAGAGCGGGCAGCCUUCUGCGAGGGAGUUCCGGGCACGAAUAGCAGUGUGUUCUUGUGUUGUUGUCAUUGUUGUUUCCAGAGGGAUUCUUUAGCUCCGCAUUUCCUGCAUCUAGCAGGGGGACUAAAAUGACUGCAAAGGGACCAGGUAGUUUGGGGGCUGCUCUGGGAGUGUUUGGCAUUCGGUACAGGCAGUAGAUUAAGAUUAGAACAUGUGAAGAGCUCUAAAGCUGGAUUAGGCCAAAGGCUGGGGGGGGGGUUGCAUCUGGUCCAGCCCUCUGUUCUCCCAGUGGCCAACCAGAUGCCUCAAAGGGAAGCCCAAAAGCAGAAGCUGAGCACAACAGCAGCUUGUGACCCCCAGUAACUGGCAUUCAGAGGUAGAAAACUGCCAUUGUGGCCAGUAGCCAUGGAUAGCCUUAUCCUCCACGAAUUGUAUCUAAUCCCCUUUAUCUUUCCUCCUCCUCCUAAUGCAGACACUUCACGGGAUCUGAACACUCUGGCCGAGGAAGAGGAGGACCCGUCUGCUCAGAGCACAUUGGCAACAGCUGCCCCUUCCAGGAAGGAAGGUAAGCGGGAGGAAGGAGUCUGCCUACCAAAGGUUGCUGCAUCCCUUGUUCUGCAGGGGUGUGGGCUGGGCAGAGGGGAGAAGUCGGCCACAUCCACACCAUACGUUGAAAGUGCUGUUGCACCACUUUUAGCAGCCAGCAGCCAAGGCUUCCUCCAAAGAAUCCUGGAAACGGUAGUUUGCCGAGUGUUGUUAGGGGACUCCUCAUAGAGCCACAUGUUCAGGCACCCUUGACGGACCGCAACUCCCAGAAUUCUUUGCAGGGGGAGCCAUGACUGUUAAAGUGAUAGAAGUGAUUGGUGUCAAUAUGAUGCUUUGACUGAUGACUGAAGGGGUGUGUUACUGGCAAGGGUAAGAAGCAGAUGUAAGGGAAGAAGGAGGUUUCAUUUGUGGUAAAAAGGGUAAAGGGACCCCUGACCGUUAGGUCCAGUCACAGACAACUCUGGGGUUGCGGCCUCAUCUCGUUUACUGGCCGAGGGAGCUGGCGUACAGCUUCUGGGUCAUGUGGCCAGCAUGACUAAGCCACUUCUGGCGAACCAGAGCAGCACACACAAACACCGUUUACCUUCCUGCCAGAGUGGUACCUAUUUAUCUACUUGCACUGUGUGCUUUCGAACUGCUAGGUUGGCAGGAGCAAGGACCGAGCCACGGGAGCUCACCCCGUCGUGGGUAGAGAGGAUUAAAAAGGAUAAAUAUUUGAAGCGGUCUUUUGCCAGGUCUAGACCCGUGAUUGAGCACCUCCUGCUUGCAGGCCUUACUGGGUCCAGCAUAGGUCCCCAUUUAGCUUGCAGUGUUAUCUUGCAAAAACUACACCUGCUUCUCCCACACCUGAGAAGUUGUCACAUAGAUUGCGGUUGUCAACAAGCAGUUGGCAUCCUGAAAGUGUGCUCCCAGUUGUUUCUUAGCAAGGGAGGUUUGCUAUCACUACCACCAGUCAGAUGAUAGGCAUGAACUUCAAGCCUGCUGAGGUCAGCUGCAUUGUAGAGUGACCUCCUGGGCACUCUGUAGCACAGUCAAUCAGUCAGCUCUGAUCAGCUGUGACUGCAAGCCCUGCUAGGAUCUUCCUUUGAACUUAAGCUGGACUGCGAAGGGAAAAUGGGCUACCUGAUGUUGUGAUGGUAUCAAGUGAUUGGCGAAGUGGACUGUUAGGGAAGCCAGGAUCCAGCUGGGAAAAGGCACUCCUAGCUUAGACCAUCUAGCUCCACAUUGUCUCACGGUGUGGCUCUCUUAAGGGUCCAGGGAGGAAGCCCCAAUGGGAUGCAGAAGGUCCUAGUUUGAAUUCCCAGCAUCUCCAGUUAAAAAAGAACGUAGGAACGUAGAAAGCUACCUUAUAUGGAAUUAGACCAUUUGUCCAUCUAGCGCUGUGUUGUCCACGCUGGCAGGCAGCAGCUCUCCAGGCUUUCAGGCAAAAAUAUACCAAGAACAAGAACUCCAACUUAAUAACAAGAACUCCAACUUAAUAACAAGAACUCCAACUUAUUUAAUGUUUUUUCAGGCAAAAAUAACACAGAAGAAAGCAUUAUAUCAGGGAAGGUUGCUUUGCGAAAAAUGUGCAGCGUGUUAGGCAAAACUGCACACGAGACUGUGUCUAUUAGGAGAAACUUUGCACAAAAUGCCAAUGAGUUUUCAUUGUUUUUUGUUUUUUUAAUGCAAACUGAUGUGGAAACAGAACUUCAGAUGGGGUAAAUGAGAAACUGAAAGAAAUGGAUAUAUAGAGUUAGCAAAAACUAACAGCAGCCAUAAGAUCCCAAACAAAUCAAAAUUUAAAAUUAGAAUGGAAUUGCUUUGAAGAAUACAUGGAAAAAUACUGUUCUAAAAAGAAUAUGUUAAUAUGCAUAGAUUAAAUAUGUAAAGUAGAUGUAAGAAUAUGAAUAAGUAGGUAAAGCAAAGAUGAAAAUGAAAUCAGGAAUGGUUGUAAGAGAUGAAGAUUCUUAGAAAUGCAGUGAAAUAAUCAAAUAAAAAUUUAAGGAAGUCGAGCCAUGGUGGAGGGAGGUCAUGGGGGUGGGUAGGGUGCCUUUUUUGAGUUUGUAGGGACUAUAUGUAUAAUAUGUAUAUUUGUGUUGUUUGUUGUUAUGUGUAUUUGUGUUAUUUAUUUGAACUUGUUGAAUAAAAAGAAUAAAAAAAAUUUUUUUGUAAAGAAACUGAAAGAAAUGGAUUUUGACUGAUUUGCCCAUCCCUCCCAACACCUGAGCUCUUCUCUCUUGCCCCGUAGCUGUUGCUGAGGUUCCCAAGAAACCAUUUGGUGCUGUUCCCAGUGGCACCAUUGCCCCCUUGGACAGCCUUCCACCUGCGGCAGAGCCAGCCCCUCCCAUCUCUGGGGCGGCACCCUUUGCAGUAAGUGGUGCAGAGUGUGCUGGGAGUGUGGGGCACGGAGGGGCAAGUGGUGUGUUGCCAGGAGGAGCGACUGGCCCCUCAGGAGGCCCGGACACCCGGAACCAAGCUGCGGGGACUUUCUCAGAGUUGGUACAGGCAGGGGCUGAAGAAGAGAAGGAAGAGAAAAGACCAGAACUGCUCUGGGGACAGCUGGCGCCAUUGGACGGCACAGAAGUUAGGUGAGUGCUGCUUUAUCGGGAGACGGGGGAAGUUGGACAUCUGGGUCCUGUCGCAGAAUUUGAAAGAAGGAGCAUCUGUUUGGGUUUGAGCAAAGGGACAAGAUGCGACAUUGCGUGCAUUUCUCGUGGCUGCUUGUUUUUCUCUCUGUCUUAAUAAUCGUCACUGAUAAAGCUUCCUUUGGGGUGCAAAUUUGGUGGGGUUGAGGUUUUUUAAAAAAAGAAAAAUGGGACUGUGGAACAGAGGAUAGGCUUAAAUCCCCCUUCCGUGUGUUCAAAACGGUCCCAAUCCUCUCCUUUCUGCUACAACUUCUAUUGUUAAAAGGGGUGGGGGAUGAAUUUUAUUUGAGAUCCACAUCUGUUUUGGCCCUGGGCUCUGUUCUUUGCUCUUGCUUUCAUGCUGUCUCUCCCUCCACAUCUACACCAUUACAUUCAAAGUACGGUGCUACCUCGGGUUAAGUACUUAAUUCGUUCCGGAGGUCCGUUCUUAACCUGAAACUGUUCUUAACCUGAAGCACCACUUUAGCCUAUGGGGCCUCCUGCUGCCGCCGUGCCGCCGGAGCACAAUUUCUGUUCUCAUCCUGAAGCAAAGUUCGUAACCUGAGGUACUAUUUCUGGGUUAGCGGAGUCUGUAACCUGAAGCGUAUGUAACCCGAGGUACCACUGUACUCUUAUAUCACUUUAACCAUCAUGGCUUCCCCCAAUGGAUCCUGGGAAGUGUAGUUUGUUAAGGGUGCUGCUGAGAGCUGUUAGGAGCCUUCCUCCUCCCCUCACAGAGCUAGAGUUUUCAAGAAUCGCUCUUCUCUGAGGCUUCUAGCCCUGUGAGGGGCCCCCUGACAACUCUCAACACCCCAAACAAACUACAGUUCCCUGGAUUAUUAUUAUUUUGGGGGGAAGCCAUGGUUGCUUAAAGCAUUAUCAUAGCAUUUUAAAUGAAUCAUGCAGAUGGGCCCCCCUUCCUUCCUUCCUUCCUUUCUUCCUUCCUUUCUUCCUUCCUUUCAUGCUCUCGUUGGACACAGGAAGUGCAGAGUCCCUCGUGCUUUGUUGUCUGCCUGAUCCACCGAGGAAGGCGCCUCUAUUUAUUUUGGGCGGGCCUGAAAUGCAUGUGGUAGCAAAGGAGCAAAGUGAGACGGACAGCUGCGAGUUUUGCUUCUCCUUUCUUUGGGUGUGAAGGUGCUUGCCAGAUAUAGCUGCUUGUCCCUGCUACCCCACCCCCAAGGCUAGGAAGAAGUAAGACUGUUCCACUCACAGGAAGAAAAGAGAAGUUUGCUCGCAGGAGGAACGGGAAGUGAGAGGCCUCUCAGGGCAGGGAGGGGUUGGGGGAAUUCGGCUGCUUAGAAGGACGAGGGUGGGGCUGGGAAGGAAGCAGGACACUGCACUGCCCCAUUGCAAAAAACAUAUUCCCUCCUCCCCAGCACUGUUCUUUAAAAUGAGUCUUGACUACAUGGUUUUGCUUAGGUGUGUGGGGGAGGGGGCAAUUUCAAAGCCUCCAUAUACCAGUUGUUGGGAGUCUCAAGCUCAGGUCUUGCUUUCAGGCUUCCCAUAGUGGUCAUCUGGUUAGAUUAGAUCAAGGUUUCCCAAAGGGUUUCCAACAGUUGUGUUUUGGGGUUUUUUUGGACUACAAUUCCCAUCAUCCCUGACCACUGGUCCUGCUAGCUGGGGAUGAUGGGAGUUGUAGUCCAAAACCAGCUGGAGACCCAAGUUUGGGAAAUCCUGGAUUAGACAAAUUUAUGGAGAGUGAGGCUGUCUGUGGCCUCCAGGAUCAGAGGCAGGAUGCCUCUAACACACCACUUGCUGGGAAUCACAAGCAGGGAAAGUUGGUGUUGCGCUCUAGUCCUGCUUGCUGGUUUCCACUGGUCUCCUGCUUUGCCUCUGUAGGGAACUUUAAAACAACAGCAACAAAACCAAACCCCUUUUGUUACGAAGGGCUCUGGGUUGUUGUGCAAGAGGGCAGUCAGUUGCUCUGAUUCACUUUGUGGUAGCAGAUUUUGCACGAGUUUCUCCUUUUCUUCUCGUAAGAAGAGCCUGGCUACUUGGUCAGACUAAAGGGCUACCUAGUGUCCAGCAUCUGGUCAGAUGUCCCAGUGCAGGGACCCCUCUCCAAUGCUGCUCCUCAAAGAGCAAUGCCACUUCUGAUGCUGGAGGAGAUAUAUCGUCACCGUGACUAGUAGCCAUCGAUAGCUUUACCCUCCUCAAACUUGUCUAAUCCCACUUUAAAUAUGCCUGUAUGGGUGACCGUCACUGCAUCUUGUUGCAGUGAGUUCCAUAAGUUUAAACUAUUCCAUAAGUUAGCUAUUUUAUUUGCAGCAUUUCUUUGCUGCUUCAUAACGUAAUGUCCUCUGGGCGCUUUGAAAUAAAUAUGUAGAAAGUGUUUAAUAACCUAAAUGGAUGGGCAGCAUAAUCCCUUGCAUGGAUCAGUGCUCAAAUUAUGGUUGGAGGAGGAGCUAUAGGGUCCCAUAAUGAUGCCCACAAGUUCCAACUCAGUCAUAUCGUACCCCUCCCUUGUUAACUUUUAAGAACAGUCACUAAUCUAGGAGGAGGUGGGGAGCAAGUUCCCUUUAUCUCCCUCCAUAAUUCAAAUACUGGCAGGAGUGAUCUAGAGCUAGCUUUGGGCAGGGGUCAUUUGUACAAGAACCUGAAGUUCUUACUAUUCUUACUCUUAUUCUUAUUAGAAUGUGUGUACCACCCUUCAUCCGUAGAUCUCAGGGCGGUUCACAACAUAAACUUGCAAUAUAAAAAAACACAAAACACAUAUUAAAAAUAAGAACAAAAACUCCCACAACACAUUUUAAAGGACAUCCGAUAUAGUCGUUUGAGUGUGGCUUACAGUGCUUAGAUGGGUCCGUUCUACACCAUAGGAAUGCUCUGAAUUAAGAAUGGGGAAUUUUUGGCCCUCUAGACAUUGUGGGUCUCCCAACUCCCAUCUUUCCUUACCUUUGACUUUGUGGACUGGAGCUGAUGGGAGCUGGAGUCCAGCAACAUCUGGAGGGUCUUUGGGAUGAAUAAUUCCAUCCACAAAGAACUGGGGUAGCCAAUGGUCAGGGGCUGAUGGGAGCUGUAGUGCAAAAACAGGAGGACUGCAGGUUUCCUAUCCAUGUCAUUGAGGUCAUUUUUCUGACUUGCUUUCUCUGCCCUUGUUUCUCCUGUUUCCCCACCAUGCCUGUCCUUUCCAUUUCUCUCUGGACUUUUGCACUGUCCUGUACCAUUUCCCAAUGCUUGCUUCUGCUAACCUGCAAAAAACAAACAGGGCUGCUGUUGCCCAGGGUCAGUCUAGAAGGCAGCAGUGUUGGGGAAGUGAUGGUUGUUGUUUUUUGCAUGCCUGCAUGCACAUGCAGGCAGUGAAGUGGGUCUCAGAGCAGAGAUGGAGAGUUAGGAUCCCAAGGGAGAAUGCUGGUAGGAAAACAGAAAAGGUUGAGGCUGGGAGACAGUGGUGGCUCCAUCCCAACUCUCGCCCAGGAAGGGGUUUGAACUUUUUGUUGGCUGAAGAAAGAUGUGUUGUCCUUUUGGGGCCAAUUUCUCAGGACUUGCCUUUCUUGCUUGCUUCCAGGCCUGGCGAUAUCUGGAAACCCAGAGAGCAGAACCCUCUUCCUGUGCCACAGAGGAGGAAGAAGAGCCCCCUCAGGGGACCUCCAGGCCCCACAGAUUUCCCUCUCUCGCCUCCGUUGGCACCUGAGGCCCCCCCCGUGCGGAAACGCAGGCUGGAGAAGAUGCCGCUGUCCCCAGAGUCUCCAAUCCCCUCGGCAGAGGUGGACACACCUUUGGUGGAGGACAGCUCCAACCCCCUCAGCGUGCCCUGUGCCCCAGAUAGCCCACCUAGGGAAAGACUAGGCCGCAGGAGCCUGACAGAAAGACCCUCCUCUCCCACCCAUGGUUCUGUGGUGAUGUAUUUUGCAGAAGACUCAGCCCUCGCUGAACACAGGCCCCUCCUAGUCACCGACAACGCAGAGUCCAUGGGGUCGUCUUCGGAUGCGGCCUUCAUGGCCUUGUCUCCCCUCAUGGGGCCUUCCCCCAUGGCUGCUUUUUUUGGAGAACCUGCUACUAGCGCAGCAGGAGAUCCAUCCCUGUUAGCAGUUGCUCCUGUCUUGCCUGGUGGGGGUAGCACUGUGGUGAAGAUGGAGCGAUGGGGAGGGGGGACAUGGACUCCUGGAGAUGGCAGCCUGCCUGAGGUACCUCCGUUUGGCCCAGCAAGGAGUGGGGUGGAGGAGGAGGAGGGGGUUGCUUUUAAAGGAGAGCUUUCUGAUGGCGAGCUGGGCUGUGCAGUGGAAAAGAUGCCCCCUUUGGAACUGGAGAGGGAGCAGAUUGAGGCUGAAACCAGCCAGGAGGCAUGUGAAUCUGUUUCUGUUGAGGAGGCUCCUAAACAGGAGGAAAGUUGGAUAGGGGACAAAACAGAGAUGGGCUGUUGCCAAGUGUCUGAGGGGCUUGAAGGCCCCAGCCCACCAAUAAGCCUUUCCCCAGAAGCGCCCCUGCAGCAGGUGGAAUUUGUGCCAGAGGAAGAUUUGGCUGGGGUGGGUGGCAGCGGCCUUCAAACCUUGCCAGACUCGCCACUGUCUCCUGCAAGGGAGGGCAGGGAAGAGGUGAGCAUGGCAGAGAUGCCCAUCUCAGUCCUCACUUCCCCUCCCAGUCCUGAGAGGAGUACGGAUGUGGGUGACAAAAUGGCAGCUGCUGAGAGCAGUCUCCAAAGCCUGCCAGAAGGCUCAGCGUUUUCAGGACUGGAGGAAGGAGAGGCAGGUGAUGGGAGGAAUCCUGAGGGGAGAAGAGCUUCUGGAGGGACCUUUCAGGAGGAGGCGGCUGAAGAGGAAGCUGCUCAAGUGGAAGCUGCUCAAGUGGAAGGUAUGGCUUCUGAGGAUGGAGAAGAGCAGUGCAAAGAAGAACACAGCAGAGAGGAAGGGCCGGAAGGUGUUCUGGAGACGGCGGCAGCAGCGGAGUCGCACAAGCCAGAUGGGGACAGGAGGAGUGAGGCGUUGGGCCUGGAAUUUCCAGAGAGCAGUGCCCCCAGCUUAAAAGGGGCAGGGAUGGGCCAAGAAUGGCUGAAGAGCUGCAGUCCGUCAGACAGCGGAGAGGUCAAGGCAGAAAAAGCAUCCAGCACAGAGGCAGAUAAUUUGCCGAUGAAGAACGAAGAGCAAGCGGUAGUCUCGACUGAAGCUCCUCACCCCCCAAGUCCUCCAUCACCUCAGGCCCCUGCCUUACCUCUCCCAGCUCCCCGCUCCCUCAAGGAGAGGAGUGCCCGGUCCAGCCAGGAAACUCUGGCACCAGUCCCCCCACCCCGUGGCACAGCAACAGACCUUGGAGCUCAAGGCGAAUCCCAGGUACAGAAGGCCGCGCCAUGCCAUCCUUACUGUCGACAACCCAUGGCCAAUUCUCUCCCCUGCUUUCUCAAUGUGCAGCUAACUCAGGUUUUGUUGUGGGACACUCCCUGCUUUGUAUAUAAAGAAGUGGUGAUAGGAGGGCCGAGGUCAGAGCAUGGUGGUUGGAGCCUUGUUGUAAGAUAACUUGAAACUAUGGGAUCCCAGAACCUCAUUCCUUUUAAAUGUGUUCGAUUCUGGAGCAGUGAGUGUUGAACCUUACCAGUUAAACUGGGUGUGGGAUUUGGAGCAGGAAAGGUCCUGCUGAGACAGAAGAGGCAGAGCUCAUGAUGGCUCCUAAUUUCCUCCUGUGGGGAGGGGUGGCAGGAAUACAGUGUAGAGCAGAAGACCUACAGAGACCCAGCUGGGGCUCCCAGCGAUCAUAGCAUGCUGCAGAGGGACAGGUGAAGCAGCAUGCCCCAUGGCCACUGCCCAUGGGCAGGUUCAGGGAUAUUUGCUGGUUUGUUGCUUGCAUCCCGGCCUAUAUAGAAAGCUGCCUUAUACCAAAUCAGACCCUUGGCCCAUCAAGUUCAGUGUUGUCUCUGCAAUGACUGGCAGUAGCUCUCCCAAGAUUUCAGGCAAGCAGGGAUUUCUCCCAGCCCUAUCUAGAUAUGCUGGGGAUUGAAACAGGGACCUUCUGCAUGCAAAGCAGAAAGCUACAGCCGUCCUGCAUGUAUAUACGUGUUUGUGUGUGCUUCUGUCUUUGUGUCUCUGUGUUGGUUCCAACAAGCUCAGUAGAGCAGAUUGGCCAACAGUACCAUAUCCCACGCAUGGCAGUACACAAUAGUAAAAUAUUGUCAAUGCCAUGUUGUAAAUGGAUAGGUGUGCAGGAAAAAGUAACAAUAGUAGGCAGAAAAACAAUAGAAUUUAUUUUUUUAAAUGCUCGAUGCAUCCCAAACGCCAGGGCAAAUGGAAAGAUCCUUUACCUGGUGCUUCAAUGUGGGGAGCACCUGAGUGUUAUUUGAAAGGGAGUUCCAUGACUCGUGUAUGUGUGUGUGUGUGUGUGUGUGUGUGUGUGUGAGAGAGAGAGAGAGAGAGAGAGAGAAUGAAUGAAUGAAUGGCUGAAUGGCUGUGUUGCUGUCCACCCAGCAGAAGCUAAUGCUGGGACAAUGAGCCCAGCAUCUUGAGCAGACCUUAAUAGUUGCAUAUCCAUCUUAACCCUUGUGCAUACUGAAAUGCUGAUAGACCCAAUUAGCAGUGGCUGGAUGGCAUGCAAGCGCCAUCUUCACUGCUACUUUCCCCAAGCAUUGUUGCUCCCACCAGCCUCGGCCAAUGUGGCUGAUAGCCAAGAACGAUGGGAGUUGUGGCCCAGCAACACCCCACUCAGGACCUAGAAAGUUUUGCCACAAUUGUGGGUGCAGGGAGGGAGCUAUCCGUGUCCCUUCACCCAGACCCAUGACCAGCUUCUCCCCUCCCCUACCCCACCCUUUUUAGGUUGACUCCCCCACCAGCCCAUCGCUUGUGAGUUCCAGCCAGUCCUUGCUGGAGUGGUGUCAGGAAGUGACGGCAGGCUCCCGGGGCGUCCGCAUCACCAACUUCACCACGUCUUGGCGCAAUGGGCUGGCGUUCUGUGCCAUCCUCCAUCACUUCCACCCAGAGAAGAUGUGAGUUGUUGUCUUGCGUGCAGAGCUCCUGUUCUGAUGGGAGCCCAUGGUGGCGGCUGCAUGGCUGUUUCACUGUGGCAGAGAACUGACACAUAAGGGAGCUGUCCUGAUGGCAGUCCCAAAGGACUAGUGUCCUGCCUGUGGCUCUUGCAGUUAACCUAGUUAAAGAAUGUUGUCUGGAUUCAUUAUCUCUUCUAGAAGAUCAGUGUGGUGGAAGCGGCUUGCCUUCUAUCAAGUCACAUCAUUGGUCCAGCUAGUUCUGUAAUGCGUAGACUUCCUGUAGCAGGAAUCUCUCCCAACCCUACUUAGAGACGCCAGGGAUGGAACCUGGGACCUCCUCCAUUGAAAACCCUUGAACUAUGGGCCUUCCCCGUUGAAUUUAUGUGCAUUUGCAUGUUCCAGAAACCUCAACAAAUCUGCCUUUGCGGGGAUGCUGCAGGAAAUGUGAAGAACUUGGGAAUCUGCCUUAGGAUCAUAGAACUGUAGAAGGGUCGUCUAGUCUUGCAAAGCUAGGCUUGCAGGGCACCAUGAAUGAACCCCUCAAAGCCGGCCGGCCAAUGGGUAGGGGUUGCUCCAGCUGUGCAAAAGGCUUUGUCGGAGAGCGGAGAGCCCCCUGUGAAUGGGGUGGGGAGGAGGGUGUCUACUGGCCUGAGCAAUGAAACAUCCAGAAGCAUAGGGAUAGAAAAGAGAUCAAGGCACCCAGGGAUAGACUGUUUUAAGCAGAGGUAACGAGAAAAGGUUGGGGGUCAUUGUGGCAGUAGGGCCAAGUACGGACAGUGGUGGUGGUGAUGAUAGAAAGUUUUGGGGUCCCAGGUGAUCCAGGUCAAAGCCUGCUCACAGACUUUAUGCUUCUCCCCCCUUCCCACCUUCAGCAAUUACGAAGCCCUGGACCCGCUUGAUAUCAAAGAGAACAAUAAACUGGUGAGUCUGUAGCUCCAGCUUUCAUUGAGCCAGAAGAAAUUGGGCCAGGCUGUUACAUGGACAUGCUUUAGAGGGACACCUUUAACAUAGGGAGGUCCCAAGGCCUUGUUGGGGAGAGGUUCGCAUCCUUAGCUGAGCUAUUGAGUUUCUGGGUGGCCUUAAGUCAAAGUUACUCAGCCUAGACAACCUCACAGGGUUGUUCUAGGGAUAAAUAAUUCAGAAAACUUUGGGGUGGCCCAGAGUGAAAAGGACAAGACAGGUGCAGGAGGCCUCUGUUUCUCUCAGCCCUCCCACCUGUAAAACAGGUAAUAGUGUCAAGUUGGUGUAGUGGUUAGAGUGUUGGCUUACUAGUCACCUUGGGCCAGUCAAUUACUCUCAGCCUACCUCACAGAAUUGUUGUGAGGAUGAAAUGGGGAGAACUAUAUAUGCCACCUUGAGCUCAUUGGAGGAAAGGUGGGAUAUAUAUAUAUAUAUAUGCAGAAAAGUUUUUUUAGCCCUUGAAAAAUGCAGUAGGGGAGGAGAAGGAGAGCAUGAUGUUAACAAAUAAAACCCUGCUGUGGAAAAAGCCCUUUGGUUGGGAAAAGGCUUUAACAGGCUCUUUGAGUUCCUCUCUCUUUCUCUCCUUCCGUAAUCAGGCCUUUGAUGGCUUUGCCUCACUGGGGAUCUCCCGGGUGAUGGACCCUGCCGACAUGGUUUUCCUGGCUGUGCCCGACCGGCUAAUCGUCAUGACAUAUCUGUGCCAAAUCCGGGCUUUUUUCACCGGGCAAGAGCUGAACGUGGUGCAGUUUGCCGCCAACAGCAACCAGACCACCUACAAGGUGGGCAAAUUCGACACGGACUCGUCUGGCUCCAUUGAUCCCGCCGACUUCUACUCCCAGCACCUCCACGUUGCCGCCUCCCAGACAGAGCAGCCCGGUGGGUCGGGCGCAGAGGACUCUGGGGUGGCAAAGGCAUCCAGCACCAUGCCAGAGGAAGGCCAGAAGCCAAAGUUGGAGGAUGCUGCCCCCGAGCAUUCUCAGAGCGAGGAGAAGACAGAUGCUGCAAAGGAUUCUGGGAAGGCAGUUGUGACAGAGGACAAGGUGGCGGAAGCCAACAGUGCUGAGCCGCUACAGCCUGUGGAACUAGAUCGGGCCCAUGAGGCAGUGAACAUGGCGGAAGCUGACAAGAAGGGAAUUGUCAAUGGCGCAGUCUUCAAGCCAGCCGACGAAGCCACACCGGAGCCCCUCAGAACGGUGGACUGUAAAGCUGAGGGUGUGAAUUCUGAUGAGAAGGCUGUGGCUGAGAGUACUGCAGACACACAGUCUCUUCCCACUAAGGCGGAGGCCUCCCAAUCUGAUGGGAACACACUUGUUAAUGGCACUGCAGCCGAUUCAGCCACGGAAUGUGGGGUCAGUUUUCAGGCCCAAGUGGAUUCUAGGACUGAGGCCCCGAAGCCUGGUGCACAAACAGUGGCUAAUGGCACUGAGGCCAGUCAAAACCCUGAAUGGCAGCAGGAAGAGGUCUCUGCCCUGAGCGACACUGAGACUGCUGCCUCAAAGCCCGAUGGGAAGCUGCUGGCCAAUGGGGCUACUCUCGCUCAGGGUGCGGAAGCAGAGGCUUCUGGGACAGAAGCCGCAAGGCCUGAGGGGAAGCCGCCCACCAGCAACGGGGAGAAGCUGGUUCCCCCUCCGCGGCUGAAGCGGAUUGCGUCGCGGGGCAGCAUCGAACGCCCCUUGCAGCGUGCACUGUCCACAGGGAGCCAAGGCCCGGUAGCCCCCCCACGCUCCCACGCUGCCAAGUCCACCUUCGCCCAUGUGCGGGAUGCAGACCUGGUGAAGAAGCGGCGCUCACGGCUCAAAAGCGAGUCCCUGUCAAUGGACGAAGGGGAGCCGGGGAGCCCGGUUGAGGACCCUGCCAGGCGGCUGGCCAUGGUGAGUGGAGCUCCCAAGGAGACACUGGACAAGCUUGCUUGGGUGUGUUGCCGGGUUAAUGUUGCAUGGCCACUUUUUUAUCGUUGCGCUUCUGGUUUUGCUAACCCCUUGCCCUGCUGAACUAAGAGCUUUUAUAGCAUGGGAUGCUUGAUCUAGGAGGAUCUAACCUAGGCCUGGCUUUGGCCCUGCAACUGCUUCAGAUCCAAGCUUUUGGCUUUGAAAAACAUGCUGCUGUGGAGAGAGUGCUGCUGGGCACGUGCAGAGUUGCAUUUCUAUCAGCACAGCCACAGAUACCUAUUUGGCUUCCAGGCAGCAUUGAACUCUGGCACUGGUCUCCUGCUUUUGAAAUUUGGCGGUUGGGUUUGAUGGACAGGUUUCGAGAACUGGGCCAUUUCGGCUUUCUUUUGUAACAGCUGCCCUCCUCUUGGAACACUGCUUGAGUUUCGUGAAUCAAACUCGGUGCAUUGGUGGUGUGGUGCUGUCCCGUGUCUUGGAAGUUUAGCUGCGCAGCCUUUGAUUCCUUCUAACCCUGGUAUUAGGGACCUUGUGGCCCUCCAAAUGUUCUUAGACAGCAACUUGUGUCAUCAUUGGCCAUUGGCUGUGCUGACUGGGGCCGAUGGGAGUUGCAGUUAGGCAACAUCUGGAAAAGCUGCAGGCCUCCAUGUCUCUGCCCUAACCUGAUUUUCUGCUCUGUUUCUCAUUGGCGAAUGGGUUGUUUUGUGUGGUUUUUGCUCUGUCCACAGAUGAACCAAUAACACUGUUUGCAUUGAAAGCUUAAAAUUUUGUGUGCCUCUCACUACUAAUCAUUUUAUUAAUUAAUAAAAUAAAAACUUAUUUCUCCGUACUUGGGGUAUGCGUGCUUGUGCACGAUAUCCAGCCAUUUUAGAUGGCAAAGUGAAUUGGGGUACUGUAGCUGUGUGAGGGGAAUUGGAGUUCUCCUAAUGACUCUCAGCACCCUUAACAAACUACAGCUCCCAGAAUUCUUUGUGUGGAAGCCAUGACUGUUUAAAGUGGCAGUGCAGUGCUUUAAAUUUAUGGUGCGAGUGUGGCCAGAAUCUGUUUUAGGUAUGUCUUGUGCAGGGAGGGCUGGCACUGGGGUUGGUAUCAUGAUGCAGCUGCCAAGGCCUACACCCCUGCAGAGGGAAGACUGUCGAUUCUCAGAGCCUUUUGGCCCAAAAGGAAAUGGGGUGGGGGGAGCCAUACAGAGGCCAUCUUGAUGGAAACCUGGAGCUAGCACUGAUCUUCUGCUUCCCAAGUACGUGCCUUUUAUGUACACUGCUUCUAUGCUUGGUUUGCUAAUUUUAGUGCAGGCAGCUAGGCUGGAUGCACCUGCUGUAAAAUAGUCUGCUAGUAAUGGGCUGUAGGUCAUGUUUUCAUCUCCAGUUCAAAAGAUCAGGAAGGAGGUAAUGGGAAAUAUACUCACCUCUGGCAGACACCCAGGAGAGCAGCUUCCCGUCAGAGCAGACAAUAUCAGGCCAGACGGAUAAAGUCUGACCUCUCUCCUUUAAUGCCUUCAUCACCUCUCUGCAUUUGCAGCUGAUCAGAGCAGCUGGCAACACCCCUUACUGGCUGGUUUCUGCUCAAGGCUUGCUCGCUUGCCAGCCAUCUCUAUGUUUCCAUGUUCUUUUACGAAUGUGCCAUCGCAUGGUGAAAGGGUAAAGACCAUAGAUCUGUCUAGGUGAAAAUGCUGACUGAAAACUUGCAAUUUCUCACUUCCAGACGUUGCAUUAAAACAACUCCCAUCAGCCCCAGCAAAAAUGACCGACGGCCAAGGAUUAUGGAAGUUGUAGUUCAGCAACGUUUAGAGGGCCAAAGGUUCCCCACCCCCUUAGGGCCCAUGCCUGGUUUAAAUGUAUAAAUUAAACACUUGCUCUAGUGCUCUGUAGCAGCUUGGGAGCCUCCAGAUAUCUUGGACUCAACACCUGCAAGGAGGGCUGGGGCAGAUGGGAGUUGUAGUCCAAAUCUUCUCGUGCACACCAGGUUUGGGAGGUUGGAGUGCCAACUCAUGAGACUCCAGGUCUCAUCAGCCUAGCCAAUAUGGCACAUGGCCGCAGGUGAUGGGAGCUAGGCUCCCACAACAUUGGGGGGGGGGGAGGAUGCAGCCUCUCCACGUCUGUCUCCUGACUCUGUUCAAUAUUUUUCAAAGAUGAAAGUUACAUGACUGUUUGCUUUGCUGAGACCCAAUUUCCCCUCUCUCUUUCUCUCUCCCUCCCUCUCCCAGGAGGAUGUUAGCGAUGGGGGCUCAAGACCCCGACCAAAAGUUCAGCGGCACCCAGGUGAGUUUGGAUCCUUGCAGAGUUGGUAGGCUGGAACUAAAGAGGUGGGCAGCUUGCUUUUUCCUCCAUCUCCCAACUGUCUCUGAAGGGUCCCCUGCAUAAGCAGGUGCUCUGGUCUGAAUACCCCUUCUAUCCACCCCAGCCCCACAAAAAAACUUGUAAUUAGCUCAGACUGGUUAUCUCUGGCUCUCUUCUUCACAGCCCCUCCAACUGCUACCUCCCAGGAACUGCCCCAGGACACCAGCCUGAAGAUCAGCACCAAUGAAGAAGAGAUUCUGGUAAGAUAUGGGAAUAAUUGGGCCUCAUGAGCUUAGAAUCGCAUUUGGAGCAAGAUCUGAUUUAAAACGAAACCGCCUCAUUUGAAAGCAGCCUUUCUCUGAUUAGCAGCUGUUUCAGCUGGUAAAAAAGGCACACCAGAAAAAGGAAGCUAGUCCCCCUAACACCACAGCUUUUAUAAAAUACACAUCCCCCCCCCAAAAAAAGUGGAGACUUUAAAUCCUAAAAUCUGAUCCACCUCUGCCCUCUUGGGUGUCCCUUUUUGCCUGGCUGGGGGCUCUUUAACAACGGCAUGAAAAGCAUGAAUAACUGGAGCCUAUUAGCAGCUAUUAUUAACCAUUUAGUUAAACAUAACUAAAUAGAGCCUCCAUGUCCUAAGGCAACCUACCUCUGAUUUCCCAGAUUAUGGGGACAAACCGUAGUCAAAAUUCAGCUCCUUGUGUCCAUGAGCUUCUCAGAAACAUUGGGCUGACUACUGCUGAAUAUAAGUGUCCUGAUCUAGAUAAAACUUUGGUUUAACUCACCAGAGCGGUCCUCCAGUAAUAGGAGAUGAGCAACAUAUAUUAGACUAGGUUCUUCUUAGCUGCAGUUGUGUUGGGCAGCUCAUUCAGAAUCCUAAGAAACUUGGCUUUAACACUUGACAAGUUUUCUAGCUCUUAAGGAAGGUGUCCAAGAGCACAAGUCCCUGCAGGAAAUUGCAUGGCCUUAGGCCCUUAGGGGAACCACAUGACAGCUGUGAUGCAUAGGAAGCCGUUUCAGUUCCUACUCAGACCAGCCAUGUUCGUAGCGAGUGAGUCAUCCAAGUUCCUUUAUUGGAAACAGAAACCUCAAAAUACCCCAUAUUUGCCCAAAAGAUGCUGAUGUGUUGAGGACGUUGCCACCAUCUUAUGAGGAGGGUUUUUUCCCAGGGGGAGUGGAGACCUUGCUGUGUGAGUGGGUGGCAGCAGAGUUUGGCAUCGUGGCACAUACAGGCAGCCCCAGGUGGCAUAUGGCUCUUAGCCAACGUCCAUGCCUCCUAGGGGCCUCUUCCCUGCUAAUUGGUGCUGGAAGCAGACCAAUUGCCUGCCUCCCCCAACUCUCACCAGUUAUGGGGGGCUAUUGGCUACAAUGGUUGCAUUCGCCCUCCAGUGUCGGAGGCAGUUGCUGGGAGUCUCAGGUGGAGAGGAGAGAGCUUUUGCACUCACGUCCUGCUUGCAGACUUCCCAUAAGCAUCUGGAGAAUGCUGUGAGAUCAAGUUGCUGGACUAGGGCCACAUUCUCACCAUAUACUUAAAGUGCUAUGAUACCACGUUAAACAGGAAUGGCUUCCCCUAGAGAAGCCUGGGAGCUGUAGUUUGUUAAGGGUGCUGAGAGAUGUCAGGAGACCCCUAUUCCUCUCCUAGAGCUACAGUUGCCAGGAUGGUUUAACACUCAAUGUCUCUUCAUGGGGCCUGCCAUCCGAUGUCAAAGAGAUAAAUAGUUAUGCGACUUUCCUUUGACACCUGAAGGCAGCCCUGUAUCGAGACACCUUUAACAUGAGAUGUUCUGUUCUGUGAUUGUAGUUGUUGCUGCUGCUGUGUUUUUGUAUACCCUGUUGGAAGCUGCCCCAGAGUGGCUGGGGCAAUCAAAUCACAUGGGUGGGAUAUAAAAAUUACAUUUGCUCUGUGAGGGUUCUCCUAACAACUCUCAGGCCCAUGAAAAAACUACAGUUACCAUAAUUUUUAGGGGGGAGGUAUGACUGUUUUAAAGUGGAAUCGGGCUUUAAAUGUAGGGUAUACAUGUGGUCUAGAUGAGCCUGUUACUUAAUCUUGCAAACUUGCUCUUGCAUUCUUCUGGUUGCCUCUGGUGUGGGGGAAAAUCAAUUGCUAAUUUCAGGAGCCAGGCUUAUGUGAAAUGGCCCUUUAGUUUUAAGAUAGCAAUUGUUGUUGGUUGGUUGUUCAUUGCCUGCCACUCAUAGCUGUUCUAGAAAGCAUAUGAGUAACCCAGGAGAGAUUUGGGUAGCUAAUUCUACUAACCGUGGGAUGGGGCUUGUUUUCUAGGCAGUUCGUGGUCUCUCCUCUCUUUCUGCGUGUUACAAGAGAAGCGCCUCGUAACCAUGAGGCAAAUCUCAUGCUUUGCAUGCAGAAGGUCACAGAUUUAAUCCUUGACAUUUGAAGGAUCUCAGAUUGCAGAGCUGCGAGAGAUGCUACCAGUUAAAAGUAACUAAUACUGGGCUUGAUUGAUCAAUGGCUUGCUUUCCUACAAGGCUGCUUCAUCUGUUGCUCAUAAUCAGGGCCUUGCAGAGCCAGGCAGAAGCCCAGGCCAGGUAGAUAAUGUGCCCCCCUUUUUUUUACUCUGGGUAUAGCUGAAGUCUUAUAAAUAAGUAUAUAAAUAAUUUUCAUAAAAGUUAUACUGACAAAUAAUUUUAUUUCAAGGCCUGAACCAUCCGCGUUCGCCCCAGUGCAUCCCCUGGGAUUGUGAAUAUGCUGACCAAGGCCCCCUUUGGAAUCGGAGACCCGGGCCAAGUGGCCCAUAUGCCCCCCCCCUCUGUCUGGGCCUGCUCAUAAUGUGCUUUACUGUUCCUUCUUUUGAAAAUGUCCAAAGCCUGCAAAGCCUCUCCUCAAAGAACAUAAGAAGAGUCUGCGAGACCAGGCCAGUGCUCCAACUAGUUCAGUAUCCUGUUCUCACAGUGGCCAGCCAGUUGCAGGACCCGAGCAUGAGAGCCUUCUCCCCUGCUGUGGUUUCCAGCAACUGGCAUAGCUGCCUUUAACAGUGGAGACCGAGAACAGCCACCUUGGCUAUAAUAGCCAUUGAUAGCCUUCUCCCCCAUGAAUUUGUCCAAUCCUCUCUUGUUUUUUAAUUACGGUAGUUUUUUAAAAAAAAUUCUUGUGUUACAAAACAGACAAGGAAUAUAGCAUCUUCUUUUUUGAUUCAUUGAGUCUUAACGCCAUCUGCCUAAAUAGUUCUGCACUGACAGAAAAGUAGAUUUUUCAGUGAGAAUAAGUUGCACCUUCUUCAUUUUUCUACAGCUCCUUUAAAUUGGCAAAGCACUGAACAGCCUUUGUGUGGGAGUUUUUUUCUGCACACAACCACCCUGUGAGGCUGGCCACUGUUGUUCCAGUUUUAGAUUGGGCACCUGAGGCUGAACCGGAAUGCAAACUUGCCCAAAGCCACCCAGUGGCAGAGGUGGGACUUUUAACAACCAGAUCUCCCAGAUCUGAAAGUCACACUCUCACCACUAGGAAGCCGAUUGGGAUAAUCUGCAGGUAACAAAGCGAGUUUGAAUGUCCUCUUGUAUAUUGGGUCCUGUUUUCGUCUCUAGCAAGGCGUUUUUGCUUUCUGAGAUAUCAUUUCUGUAGGCAGCAGUCUAGCUCUUCCCUGCCCCAUUCCAUGCCCCAGGGUGGCAUUCACAUCCCCCAUUCAAGGACAGACACCACCUCUAAUGACUGCUGUGGUUUCACCCUAGAGAUUCCAAGACACCAGCCAGUAUGUGGUUGCUGAACUCCGGGCUUUGGAGAAUGAACAGCGGCAAAUCGAUGGGCGAGCAGCUGUGGUGGAGAAGGACCUGCGGGGCCUUAUGGAAUCAGGUAGGAAAACUGGGGACGGGAGCCACCUCGGUGGGUAGAGCAUCUGCCUUGCAUGCAGAAGUUCACAGGUUCUGUUCUUGGCAUUGCCAGGUAGGGCUGGGAAAGACCUCUGCCUGAAACUCUGGAGAGGGAGCAACCUCAUGGGCAAGAGUGGUCAAGCCUGCAGAGACCUUCCCCGCAUUUUGCUGCCUCUGUGCUGAGGGCACAAUUCGUGCCCGUGCAAAGUACAUUCCUGUGAUGGGGAGGGAGGGGGAGGGUAAAGCCUCCCCUUCCUGCGUAUCUAAAUACCCCUGCUCACCCCAGGCCCCACCCACAGAUAUCCAGUGACAUGCAACACCCUUACAAGCCUGUCAAGCACUCAUUCAUUCUCACAUGUGGCCAGUGCCAAAUUUACGUAUAAGCUGAACAAGCUAUAGCUUAGGGCCCCACUCUCUUGGGGGCCUCAAAAUAAAAUUAAAGGGGGGGACUGGAUGUACAUUUCCAAUAUAUAAGAUAAAAAAAACAAAUAAAAUAAAACCUACAUACAGCAACAGUGGCAAAUGGCUUUAGGUCCAUAAAUUACCAUAUAGCAUAUAUUCAACACAAAAAACAGUGACAAUUUGUUGUUGACAAAGGGCAGCUGGACAUAUAAAGGGCCCCAUUACCUUCAGUAGCUUAGGGCCUCAUCAAACCUAAAUCCAGCCCUGCAUGUGGCCCUUGGGCAGGGACUCAUUUUCAGCAUUGAUCGGUGCUGACAGCAAGUCCCUCUAGCACAGCCACGAAAGUGGGCUUGCUAUCAGCGCUGAUCGGUACUGAAAAUGAAGCCCUUUGAAAGUGAAACACUUGCAAGUCCCGCUCAGCAUUGAACAGUUGGCAGCACGCUAGUUUUUCCUUUGCAGCCCUGCCUUUUUACGCCCUACACAUCUGAUGUCACAUAUGGCUUUAAGGGUGGGGCAAGUUGCUCAGAAUUGUAAAAUUCUCGGGAGUGACAAAUGUCCAAAUGUUCCAGAUGUUGGGGAAGACAGAUCCCCACCCUACCUCUCUUCCCCUGAUCUACUUCAGGUGCUGACAAACUGAGGGAAGAGGAGCUGAUCCAGGAAUGGUUCACACUGGUGAAUAAAAAGAAUGCACUUAUCCGACGGCAAGACCAGCUGCAAUUGCUGUGAGUGUGGGAGGGGUGGGAGGAGAAAAUGGCAGCACUGAAGGGGGCGGGACUUCCUUACUCACUGCUUGAUGGAGCAUGAUGGCUCGCUCAUGUGAUCCAAGGCCACAUCCACCCCAUAUGUUUAAAGCACUUUAAAUAGCCAUGGCUUCCCCCAAAGAAUUUUGGGAGUUGUAGUUUAUUAAGGGUGCCAGGUGUCUUUGGUGCACCUCUGUUCCCCUCACAGAGCUACCAUAUUGGUUUUACAGCGAGUGUCUCUUUCCCAGGAACUCUGGGAAUUGUAAUUCUUAGCAGCUGCUGCUAAGAGGAGUUACUGGUACUUUUUGGGUGUCUGAACCCAAACUCUUCCUUUAUUCUCCAGGAUGGAAGAGCAAGACUUGGAGCGGCGAUUUGAACUCCUGAGCCGUGAGCUGAGAGCCAUGAUGGCUAUUGAAGGUGAAGACUUGAAAACCAGGGUGGAGGACUGGGAAAGGGGGCCUGGAGGGGAAAGGGGCCUGGGAGGCUGUGUCAGAGCUUCUCUAGUAUGGCCAGUUUGCUGGGUUGUGUUGCCCCCUGGAGCAUUUCCUGACUUGGGGAUGUUGAUGAAGAAGGCAGUAUGGAGAGAUCUAGGAAGUUUGGCGGCAGGGCAGGGUGGCAAAAUGAAAGUUCUGUUUCAGUGCUCCUUUUUUCUUUUCUUUUUUUUAAAGUUUAUUCUGCCAUUUAUUCUGUGCUUUGUUUUUUAUUCCAAUGUUUUGGUUUUCUCUACUGCUGUUUUCAAAAUUGUUCUCUUCAGUCUUCAGAUGUUUUAAUCGUCCUACAGUGUGUGUGUGUUGCGUGCCCAGGUUUAUUUGCGGUUUUUAAUAUAUACAUGUACAGUGGUGCCUCGCAAGACGAAAUUAAUCCGUUCCGCGAGUCUCUUCGUUUUGUGGUUUUUUCGUCUUGCGAAGCACGGCUAUUAGCGGCUUAGCGGCUAUUAGCGGCUUAGCGGCUAUUAGCGGCUUAGCGGCUAAUAGCGGCUUAGCGGCGUAGCGGCUGUAAGAAAAGGAAACAAACUCGCAAGAACUCGCAAGACGUUUUGUCUUGCGAAGCAAGCCCAUAGGGAAAUUCGUCUUGCGGAACAACUCAAAAAAUGGAAAACUCUUUCAUCUAGCGAGUUUUUCGUCUUGCGAGGCAUUCGUUUUGCGGGGCACCACUGUACAUCUGUAUGUGGCUUUGUAUAUCUGUGGUUUGGAAGGUGGAUCAGCCUUUCUUGCUAUGCCUCUCCCCACUCCAGACUGGCUCAAAACAGAAGCUCAACAGCAGCGGGAGCAGCUCCUUCUGGAAGAGCUGGUGUCGCUGGUGAACCAGAGGGAUGAGCUGGUGAGAGACCUGGACAUCAAAGAGAGGAUGUGAGUGGCUCAUCUCUUCUUUGGAGUGUGAGGGAAGAUGGAUGCUGGCAGUUAAAGCACAAGGGGGAAGCUACCUUCCUUCCCACCAGGGACUACAGAUGUGUGAGAAUGGAAGUUGGGGGUCCGCUGGUAUAAGAACUUCUCUGGUGCCUGUUAAUCCUCUUGUUUGCAGCCAAAAAGCCUCAUUUCCCAAGCUUUCCUAGACUCUGGGCUCCUGAUACAAGGACCAGGUCUUUCUGAGCACUCAAGCAACAGCAAAAGCACCAGUGCCUCUGCACAUGUGCAGAGUACCUUUCCGCUUUGUAGCCACAUUUCCUGAUCCAGGAAUGCAUGAGCGUUGGAAUUUUUCCUUUUUAGAUAUUAACCCUUUGGUCAGGAUUUGGGGAAAGGGUUGUGUGGGGGGGGUGUUUGAUGACAGUGAUGACACAUGGGGAGGAGACCUUUAUAAAUGGGAAUACUGUGCAAACACAUGCAGACACACACACACACACACAAAUCCCCAUUUCGUUUGGCUCCUUGUCCUCGAGGCUCAAUAUGUAACACUCAAUUUUCUCUAUUGUCCUUGCCAUGUAGCUGCAGAGAGAAACUUGUAUUGACAAGAAGAGUUAAUAUACAGUAUUCUUAAAAUAUUGAGCAUAUUUUAAAGUAUAGAAAUGAGAAUAGUAAGAUAAUAGGGGUGAUGAGGUACCUGGAUAUCAUGCCAGCUUUUAGAGAGACUCGUUUCAUUGAAGUAGGUUGGCUAUUGUGCCCUGCCCUACCCUGCCCCGCCCCCCCAGUAAACACUGAUGUUCCCGUCAAAUGUAAACAUUGGAGACCAGAGUUUGUUUCUGAAUGGAACAUCUAAAAUAAUUUGUUUUAAAAAAUCAGGGUGGAGGAUGAGAGGGUUUUACAAACUAUUAAGGACUAGAACCUUAAUUUUUCCAUUGAUUUCAUGGAACCAAUUCUCUUUUUGGUUUUGGUUUUCUUCGAAGCAGGUUGGAGGGGAUAAAUGUUGUUAGCAAGUGAAGGACAAACGUAAUUCCACCCCUCUUGAAACUUCAAGUUUUUGCUCCCUUUCUAAAAACAAAACAAAACACUUGCCUCCCUAGGGAAACAUGUCUUUUAAGGUGAUGGUUGCUAGUUGAGGAGGGCGAAUGUUCAGAAGGAUGGCAGUUUGCUGAUAAAUGGAAGUGGUGCAACGAUUAAAAAGUGUGAUCCUCUCUGCAUCACAUUUGCUCAGAAAUAAGCGUUUACUGUGUUUAGUGAAUGCUGGAAACCACAAGUGGGGAGAGUCGCUGUUGCACUGAGGUCCUGCCUGUCAGUUUCCCAUUUGGGGCAUCUGAUUGGCCACUGUGAGAACAGGAUGCUAGACUAGAUGGGCCAUUGGCCAUCUGGGCUCUUGAUAGGUACUUAUGGAGCGUGGGGGGACUCAACCAGUUGUUGUCGGUGACGUGGCUCUACUUUCUACCCACUAAUGGUGCUUUUCUGUUGUUGUUCUUCCCCAUUUCCGCCUGCCCCCCUCCAACACCACUUUAGAGCUCUGGAAGAGGACGCCCGGUUGGAACGGGGACUGCAGCAGAGACGCCACAAGCUCAGCCGCAAGGAGAAGUGCCGUGUCAGCUGAGAUGGGCCGGUGCAACUUGCCUCUUCUCCCCGCACUCCCCCAUACAUGGGAUGGCAGGAGGCACAGCACACGAGAGCACUUCUGCCACUCCUAAGGCAACCCCAGCCCUAAAUCCCCACUAGCCAUUGGGAGGGCCUCGCCUGCCAUGCCACAGCCUUGCUGGAGCACGUCAUUGCCCACAGUCCUCUGGGGGGGCCGCAGCUGCUUGACUGCUCAUGCCAAAGAGGGGUGUGUGUGUGUUUGUUUGUUUUCCCCCACUGGGGCAAGGGAGAUCGUCCAAACUCUUCUUUCUUUCUCUUACCCUAUGUCCAUGCCCUCCCCAGAGAAGAUGCCACUUUUAAAGGGCAGUGCCCAUGUACCCUGGUUUACCUGGAGAGGGAAGAAAUCAGCUUUUCAAAUUCUCACACUCCAAAUUUUAGGAACGAUAUUUAUUUUUGUGUGUGUGUGUGAUUUUUGUGUGCGUGCACAUGCAUGUGAGCUGCUCUUUUGGGUUUGAAAACGGGUGCCUCCUCCCCACCUCUGCCGUUUUUACAAAGUUUAUUUGGCUCUAUUAUUUUUUAAUGAUCAAUGUUGUUGGUCGAUGGUACAAAAGCCACAAAGUGCCUUGAAUACUCCUAAAGCCAGAUGUGACAGUGGCCAACUUCUCUCUGCCGCCCCCCCACCCAGUUUUGCACCUCCUCCUCAGCCCAGUCGCUCCCUGGUUAUUUGCACUAAAUUUGUACCAGAGUUUGAAAUAAAUACAUCAAAAGACAC